Molecule: messenger RNA, 687 nt
Organism: Mesorhabditis belari
Lineage: Eukaryota; Metazoa; Nematoda; Chromadorea; Rhabditida; Rhabditidae
Source: the annotation of a GenBank genome assembly
AUGAACGGCUCCGAUCUGGCCGGAUCUCGUGUCCCGAGCGAUGACGAGAAUGCCGAGGUGGACAGUCUUUCGAUUCAGGACAUCGCCUCAUCGGAGCGUCUUGUCGUUCUCGAAAAAAGCGAUCAACUGAUCGAACUGCAGACGAUUCUCAAGGAUCGAAGCACUGAUCACUCGCAUUUCGUCUUUUGCGCGGACCGUUUGAUGCGACUUGUCAUUGAAGAAGGAUUGAAUCUUUUGCCGUACACAGAGAAAACAGUGAUGACACCAAAGCAUUGUCCGUAUCAUGGCAUUCAAUUCGCUCGCGGCAAUUGCGGUGUCGCUUUGUGUCGAAGUGGUGAAGCGAUGGAGAUCGCGUUGAGACAAUGUUGCAGAUCGAUUCGCAUCUGCAAAAUGCUACUUGGCGAUGAGCAACGCGUUUUGUACGCCCGUCUCACGAGUGACAUCGCGACAAGGAGAUGUCUUCUGCUUUAUCCAAUUCUCACAACUGGAUUGACAGCCUUGAAAGCGGUGGCCACAUUGAUUGCCGAUAGUGAUGUGCUUGAGGAGAAUAUUUAUCUCAUCAGUCUCUUUGCCUCACCGAAAAGCAUUCGCACUCUGCGUGAUCGUUACCCCGAUAUGUGCAUCAUCACCUCGGAGAUCACAAACGAAAUCAUCCACAAUUUUGCGACCAAAUAUUUUGGCACUGAU